AUGUCGUCUUCUUCUUCAUGGCUUACUUCUCCUUCAUGCACUCUUUUUCCUAUAGAUUCAUCUUCCUCUACACCAAACCCCAUUCUUCAAUGGUUAACCUUUCUUUUUCUAUCUCCAUGUCCUCAAAGACUUGUUCUUUCUGCUCUUGAUUUCUUGUUUUUGCUCUCUCUCUUGGCUUUAGCAGCUCACAAACUCUAUUCAACUUCCAACUCUACCUCCUCGAUCACAAAACCACUUCUGCAGGAGAAAGAUUCUGACUAUAGAAUCACCUUUUGGUUCAAACUACCCUUGUUGGUUACUACCCUUUUGGCUAUAACUUACACUGUUCUAGGAGUCUUGGCUUUUACGCAAACCAAUAAUGUUACUUCAUGGAAACAAAUAGAAGCGCUUUUUCGGUUGUUUCAAGCAAUAGUCAACAUAGUGAUACUGAUUCUAAUGAUACAUGAGAAAAAGUUCAAAUCUUUCAAACACCCUUUAUCAUUAAGAAUCUAUUGGGUAGCAAACUUUGUGAUUGCUACUUUGUUUGCUGCUUCCGCUAUUGUUCGAAUUGUAACUGUAAGCGAAGAAAAAAUGGAACUUAGUUUGAGAAUAGAUGACAUAUUCUCACUGGUAAAUCUUCCAUUAUCUGUGUUCUUUUUUGUGAUAUCCAUAAAAGGGUCAUCAGGGAUUCAUGUCAUAAGAAUAUCUGAUGAAGUAGCAAUAUAUCCAUCGAUUUCUAGGGAUAGAACUUUGAGUCCUUAUGCUUGUUCUUCAUUUUUGUCCAAAUCAGUUUGGUUUUGGAUAAUCCCUUUGCUUAAUAAAGGUUACAAAACACCCCUUAACCUAGAAGAUGUUCCUUCACUUCCUCUUGAGUUUAGAGCAGAAAAAAUCUCUGAACUUUUUCAAAACAAUUGGCCAAAACCAGAUGAAAACACAAAAUCGGUUGAAGUACUUAGUGUCCAUCACUACAACUUCCACUCUCAGAAACUCGGUAUGCUUAUUCGUUCGAGCAUAAUCACUUCGGUUUACAAAAAGGGUUUAAGGUUGUCAAGUUCUUCAAGACAAACUCAUGGAACGGGACAGAUUGUGAAUCACAUGGCUGUCGACGCUCAACAACUCUCAGAUAUGAUGAUGCAGUUUCAUCCUAUAUGGUUGAUGCCCUUGCAAGUUACUGCUGCACUGGCUCUUAUAUAUAGCUAUAUUGGAGUAUCUGCUCUUGCUGCAUUUCUUGGAACUGCCGUAGUUUUUCUUUUCACAACUUAUCGAACUAAGAGUAGUAAUAGUUUCCAGGUUCAGAUAAUGAAAAGCCGCGAUUUGAGACUGAAGGCGACGAGUGAAUUGCUUAACAAUAUGCGUGUGAUUAAAUUUCAAGCGUGGGAAGAGUAUUUCGGUAACAAAAUUCAAGAGUUUCGUGAAGCCGAGCAUGGAUGGAUUGGGAAAUUCUUAUACAAUUUUGCUGUUAACUUUGGAGUAUUGUCUGCUGCAACAUUAGUUGUAACUGUUCUUACCUUUGGAACUGCAACUUUUAUUGGAAUUCGUUUGAAUCCUGGCACUUUUUUCCCAAUAAUUUCGAUUAUCAAGAUACUUCAAGAGCCUUUGAGGACUUUUCCUCAGGCUCUUAUGAUGGUUUCUCAAGCAACAAUAUCUUUAGGGAGGUUGGAUGAGUUCAUGACGAGCGAGGAAAUGGAUGAGAAUGCAGUGCAAAAAGAACAGAACUGUGACGAUGAUGUAGCAGUGGAGAUAAAAGAUGGGAAAUUCUCAUGGGAUGAUAACGAUGAGAAUGAUGGUUUGAGAGUUGAUGAGUUGGAAAUUAAGAAAGGGAAUCAUGCUGCUGUUGUAGGAACUGUUGGUUCAGGCAAGUCUUCAUUAUUGGCUUCUUUGUUGGGAGAAAUGUUCAAGAUCUCAGGAAAGGUUAGAGUUUGUGGGACAACGGCGUAUGUAGCACAAACAUCAUGGAUUCAGAAUGCAACCAUCAAAGAAAACAUAUUGUUUGGUUUACCAAUGAACAUGGACAAGUACAUGGAAGCUUUAAGAGUGUGCUGUCUUGAGAAGGAUCUUGAAAUGAUGGAAUAUGGUGAUGAGACCGAGAUUGGAGAGCGCGGAAUAAACCUCAGCGGAGGUCAGAAACAACGCAUACAGCUUGCUAGAGCUGUAUAUCAGGACACUGACAUCUAUCUCCUUGAUGAUGUAUUCAGUGCUGUUGAUGCUCAAACAGGAUCUUUUAUUUUUAAGGAAUGUAUUAUGGGAACUCUCAAAGAUAAGACAGUUUUACUUGUAACCCACCAAGUUGAUUUCUUGCAUAAUGUUGACUCUAUAAUGGUAAUGCGUGAAGGGAGAGUAGUGCAAAGUGGAAAGUAUGACGAACUUCUCAAAGCAGGCCUAGAUUUUGGUGCACUUGUGGCAGCUCAUGAAUCCUCAAUGGAAAUAGAAGAAACAGGUGACAAGACUAGUGAUGAUUCAGCUCAAACUCCAAAACUUGCUCGCAUUGCAUUGAAAGAAAAAGAAAGUGGCGGUGAAAAGCAGUUUUCUCAAGAUCAAUCUAAUAAAACUGCAGCAAAGCUCAUUGAAGAUGAGGGAAGAGAAACUGGACAUGUGAGCCUUAAAGUAUACAAGCAAUAUUUCACAGAAGCAUUUGGAUGGUGGGGAAUAGCACUUGUAGUAGCAAUGUCAGCGGGUUGGGUGUUGUCAUUUUUAGCUGGGGACUAUUGGCUUGCAAUUGCAACUUCAGAUGAUUCUGGCAUUCUUUCAUUUACUUUCAUUUUCGUCUAUGCUGCUAUAGCUGUUGUUGCAUGCAUAGUUCUUAUAGGAAGAGCUUUCAUGUAUACAUAUUUGGGUCUAAAGACAUCUCAAAGCUUCUUCAUUGGAAUGCUUCAAAGUAUCCUUCAUGCACCAAUGUCAUUCUUUGAUACUACUCCUUCUGGCAGAAUUUUGAGUCGUGCAUCUACUGAUAUACUUUGGGUGGAUAUAACGAUUCCAAUGUUUACAAACUUUGUAAUGAUUGCAUACUUAUCAUUAUUCAGUAUCCUCAUUGUCACAUGCCAGAACUCUUGGGUGACUGUCUUUCUCGUAAUUCCACUGGUCUGGCUCUACAACUGGUAUAGGAAAUAUUAUCUUGCAACUUCUAGGGAAUUGACUCGUCUUGAUUCAAUCACAAAAGCUCCAGUGAUUCAUCACUUUUCAGAGACACUUUCCGGUGUUAUGACAAUCCGUAGCUUAAGAAAGCAGAAUGAAUUUUGUGAUGAAAAUAUUGACAGGGUGAAUGCAAGUCUAAGAAUGGAUUUCCAUAACAACGGAGCAAAUGAAUGGCUUGGUUUUCGCUUGGACUAUAUGGGAGUGGUUUUCCUUUGUACUGCCACUUCUUUUAUGAUCUUUUUUCCAAGUACUAUUGUUAAACCAGAAUAUGUUGGUAUGUCUCUAUCCUAUGGUCUGUCUCUGAGUGGUCUUUUGUCAUUUGCCAUAACUAUGAGUUGCAAUGUUGAGAACAAAAUGGUUUCAGUUGAAAGGAUAAAACAGUUUACUAACCUCCCACCAGAAGCUCCAUGGAAAAUAGCUGACAAGUCUGUUCCUCAAAAUUGGCCUAGUCAUGGAACUAUAGAGUUAAAUAAUUUACAGGUUAGGUACAGGCCAAAUACUCCUCUAGUUCUUAAGGGAGUCUCUCUAACCAUUCAAGGUGGAGAAAAAGUUGGCGUUGUUGGGCGUACAGGAAGUGGAAAAUCAACACUCAUUCAAGUUUUAUUUAGGUUGAUUGAGCCUUCUGCCGGAAAUAUAAUCAUUGAUGGUAUCGAUAUUUCGACUGUUGGCCUUCAUGAUUUGAGGUCACGUUUUGGAAUUAUUCCACAAGAUCCCGUCCUCUUUCAAGGGACAGUAAGAACCAACAUUGACCCUCUUGGAUUGUAUUCUGAAGAUGAAAUUUGGAAGAGUCUUGAGCGGUGCCAAUUGAAAGAAGUGGUGGCUGCAAAGCCCGAGAAACUUGAGGCUUUAGUGGUUGACGGUGGAGACAAUUGGAGUGUUGGACAAAGGCAGCUUCUAUGUUUGGGAAGGAUAAUGCUAAAACGCAGCAAAAUAUUAUUCAUGGAUGAAGCAACAGCAUCGGUUGAUUCACAAACAGAUGUUGUAAUACAAAAGAUCAUCAGAGUGGAUUUUGCAGAUCGUACAAUAAUUAGCAUUGCUCACAGAAUACCAACAGUUAUGGAUUGUGACAAGGUUUUGGUCAUAGAUGCAGGUUUGGCAAAGGAGUACGAGAAACCAUCACAUUUGGUUGAAAGGGCAUCACUUUUUGGUGCAUUGGUUAAAGAGUAUUCCAAUAGAUCAACUUAG
Molecule: messenger RNA, 4296 nt
Organism: Vicia faba (fava bean)
Lineage: Eukaryota; Viridiplantae; Streptophyta; Magnoliopsida; Fabales; Fabaceae
Source: the annotation of a GenBank genome assembly